Messenger RNA from Sphaeroforma arctica JP610, 197 nucleotides. RefSeq lists its product as hypothetical. The annotation marks the transcript as partial. The record is from RefSeq and is a predicted model, not a curated record. The transcript has a single exon. NCBI's taxonomy places the organism in Eukaryota, Ichthyosporea, Ichthyophonida.
GCCGCCUUCUACCUGCGGCUGGAUGGAUACCAAUACCAUGGUGUUCUAGGCGUGUUAGACUCUAUGGCACGACAGGCAGUGGUAUAUCAGUACAGACGCGCACGCAGACCAGAAACAGCUGUGAGUGGGGCAGCGGCUGAGUGGUGGGGCUAUGCGUAUAGAGCCGUGGUUAUGGACAAUAAGCGGAAUCGCGUACG